GCCGAAGCAACCCCAAACAACACAGCCCAACAGGGUUUUAUCUCAUAUAUAAUCCAUACUUCAUCACAUUUGCUUAGGGUUUUAUCUUCUUCCUCUCGGCCACCAUCAGCAGCCUCCUCAAGCAAAAAUGGUGAAGGGCAGACAAGGCGAGCGCGUGAGGCUCUAUGUACGAGGAACGAUCUUGGGUUACAAGAGGUCCAAAUCCAACCAGUACCCAAACACAUCUCUAGUUCAGAUCGAAGGAGUUAAUACUAAGGAAGAGGUCUCAUGGUACCAAGGAAAGCGCGUGGCCUACAUUUACAAGGCUAAGGUUAAGGUUAGUGGGUCCCAUUAUCGGUGCAUUUGGGGCAAGGUGAUUAGGCCUCAUGGUAACACUGGGAUUGUUCGUGCUAAGUUCACUUCUAAUCUCCCUCCCAAAUCCAUGGGAUCAAGGGUCAGGGUUAUGAUGUUCCCCAGCAAUAUAUAAGUAUAUCUGGACUGGAGGUAACCAUUUGUUGAGUUGGAAGGUCCUUGCAUGCUCGAUUGAAGAUAGCAGUUUAUUUUGAUAAGACCCUUUUUUAGUGCAAAAUUAGAAUCUUAGACUCGGUUUGAUGUAAUCUCUGCUCUCUGGGUGUUAAGAAGCCUUAUAUUUUUGUUCAUUUUAACUGCAGUCUUUGAAAUAUUGAAUGAGACCAGAUUAUUUACAAGUAUUUGGAAUUUUGGAUC
Daucus carota subsp. sativus is the source of this 705-nucleotide messenger RNA. RefSeq names its product large ribosomal subunit protein eL33w. The coding region runs from base 128 to 466 and encodes 112 amino acids. Gene Ontology annotation, biological process: cytoplasmic translation; ribosomal large subunit biogenesis. The transcript has 4 exons. The record is from RefSeq and is a predicted model, not a curated record. Gene Ontology annotation, molecular function: structural constituent of ribosome. Gene Ontology annotation, cellular component: cytosolic large ribosomal subunit; ribosome. NCBI's taxonomy places the organism in Eukaryota, Viridiplantae, Streptophyta, Magnoliopsida, Apiales, Apiaceae.